Messenger RNA from Phytophthora nicotianae INRA-310, 2025 nucleotides. RefSeq names its product TKL protein kinase. The transcript has a single exon. Lineage: Eukaryota; Oomycota; Peronosporomycetes; Peronosporales; Peronosporaceae. The coding region runs from base 1 to 2025 and encodes 674 amino acids. Gene Ontology annotation, molecular function: protein kinase activity; ATP binding. The record is from RefSeq and is a predicted model, not a curated record. Gene Ontology annotation, biological process: protein phosphorylation.
AUGUCGUAUGUGUUCUCGCUAGUGCUCGCAACCCUCUUGAUCUCCGUCCAGGCGCGAACGGAUAUCGCCUUGCAGCUGUAUGACAACUCGGCCAUCAGUAAGCCGACGGCGCCUACCAGCCUUAACAAGGCCCUUGAGGGUCUCGUUGGCGAUGUCAAUAACUUCACCAGCUUCGAUACAAAUGUCCAACGUGCCAUGCUAUGGAGCGCCGGCUUGGUGCGGGCCAUUCCCGAGUCUGACGACUCGACGGCCGACUACGUGCAAGUCUACGUGCUGUGUGGACGCACCAUGAGCGACGUGUUCCUGUCCGCAGAGACUUUUGAUAACACCACGAGAUGUGCAAUCAAGGAGUGCAAGAGCAACGUCAUCAGUUUUACCGAAUCGGACUGCGAGCCGAGCUACGUCGAGUCCAAAGCACUGUGUGCGCUGAGUCCGGGUGCCGCAGGAUCGAGCUUCGGCACGCUCAAGACGAAGACAGGACCGCUGUGGUCCGUGGACGGACAACUCGACGAAUCCUUUGACCCGCAGAUUUUUCAGUACGACAGCAGCUCGACAACUGACAGUGAGACGAUGUAUCUGCUGGCACAGAAGAGCUCGUGGACUAUGGACGAUGAUACGUGUCCUAAUGGCGCUCAGUUUAUCGUUCCUUGCAGGGAGGUGACAGCUAGCGAAGUGCAAGAAGACGCACAGCAACGCACGUGGUGCGAACCUGAGAUCGAUCUCGGAGUUAAACUCUGGGUCAGUGAAGCAUACGCGGCCAGUUUAUCCAGUAGCGAUGACUCGGGCUCGAAGGUUUCUUCCUCCGUCGCCAUUAUUCUGGGAGUGCUGCUGGGCAUUUGCAUCGUGGCCGCAAUCGUGUUUUUCAUCAUGUGGCGUCACUCGAGGAGCUUUUCCAACAAAGACGGUCUCACUGACAACGAGCACAACACGUUCUUCAUGCACGCGCAUUCAUUCCGCGACCAGCCGCAACAAGGCGGCAAUGCUUCCGGGCAAUAUGUGUCGAACAAUGGACCGCACCCACCCUACGAAAACGCCAUGCAAAUUGAGGCAAUCAAUGAAAGUUUCCGUAUGCGGUCACCGGAACUGGCCGCCUUCUGCGACGACCAGGAGCUGAUGCUGAAACGUAUUGCCUUUGCUGGAGUUGUGUACCGUGAAAAAAUGUCGAGUGGGCCGAAUGGUGAGGUCUGGCGCGGAGAAUACGAAGGGCAGCAGGUUGCCAUUAAGUGCACUGUUGCUGCCGCUGUUGCCAGUUCCGCCGCUGCGAACAACAGUCGCUCUUCGGCGAUGAACGCUUCUGCUCUCCUUGGCGACAAGGAGCUCAAGGCGCUCGUGGACUUUACGAAGGAGAUCCGCAUGGCUGCCUUCUUGGACCACCCGAAUAUUGUCCGCUUUGUGGGUCUUUCAUGGCGCACUUUGCCAGAUUUGUGCAUGGUUUCCGAGUAUGUUGCGCUUGGCGACCUGGCGCACUUCCUGGCGCAGCAGGACAGCAAGUAUCUCACCUGGAAAGAGGACAAGUUGCCCAUUGCGGCGGAUAUUUCCAACGCUCUCGUGUAUUUGCACUCACUGUCACCCAUCGUGUUGCACCGAGAUCUCAAGUCACUCAAUGUGCUCUUGACUGAAGAUCUCCAAGCCAAGGUGAGCGAUUUCGGGCUGAGUCGGGAGACAAGCUUUGACGAAACCAUGACUAGCGGGGUGGGCACUCUCCUCUGGACAGCGCCCGAGGUGCUACGAGGCGAACGGUACUCGGAGAAGGCCGACAUCUAUUCGUUCGGUGUCGUUCUUGCCGAGCUGGACACGUGUAUGCCUCCAUACGCCUACAGCCAAGGCAGGAAGAACAAGGGCAAGAACGACAUGGACUGGGUGCCGCUCAUUGCCAGCGGCCGUGCGUCCCCUCCAUUCCGGCCUGACUGCCCACGAGCGCUCCGCGACCUCGCAGCGCAGUGUCUGGACCAGGACCCGAACAAGCGCCCACCGGCCAUGCAGAUCGUCUACUUACUUCGGUCCAAGAUCCCGCACAUGCUGUAA